Molecule: messenger RNA, 1771 nt
Organism: Ilyonectria robusta
Lineage: Eukaryota; Fungi; Ascomycota; Sordariomycetes; Hypocreales; Nectriaceae
Product: aldehyde dehydrogenase domain-containing protein
Exons: 4
Coding region: 107-1549 (480 amino acids)
Molecular function (GO): aldehyde dehydrogenase (NAD+) activity
Source: RefSeq, a predicted model, not a curated record
AGUAUUACAACUGGGUAGUCCUCUUUGCUUCUUUUACUUUUUUCUGGUUCGCUUUCUUCCACUAUUAUUACGACAAUUUACACUACCAUACCACACUAUCGCCGCCAUGACUUCCGCCCCAGAUUACAAGAUUGAGUUUACGACCUUCCAGAACGUCAUCGACAAUGAAUUGACCAAGACGGCCGAAACCCGACGCACCGUCUGCUCCAGCACCGAGGAGCUUCUCUGGGAGAGCCCCGUCUCGACACAAGCAGAUGUCGACAAGGCAGUCAGCGGCGCAAAGGCUGCUUACCCUGCCUGGCGCAAACUGUCGCAGGAUGAGCGCGCCGACUACAUCAACAAGUUCGCCGAUGCCAUUGAGGCCAACCAGCAACAGUUCGUCGAGCUGCUGAGCAGGGAGGCUGGAAAGCCGCCGCAAGCUUCAAGUUUCGAGGUCAGCGUGGUCUUGGCCCUCGCGCGCGAGACGGCCAAGCUGCGACUGAAGGAGGAGAAGCCCGAGGACAACGCAGACCGAACGGCCAUUGUUCGCCACGUCCCUCUCGGUGUUGGCGUUGGAAUCGUGCCCUGGAACUUCCCCAUGGCGCUGGGCGUUGGCAAGCUGUUCCCUGCCCUCCUCGCCGGAAACACCUUCGUCUGGAAGCCGUCACCAUACUCGCCCUACUCAGCCCUGAAGCUGGCUGAGAUUGGCGCCAAGGUGCUCCCCGUGGGUGUGUUCCAGGCUCUCAGCGGUGAGGACAACCUCGGACCCAUGCUCACUGCGCAUCCCGAUGUGGCCAAGGUCAGCUUCACCGGCUCCACCGAGACUGGUAAGCGAGUCAUGGCUUCAUGCGCUGCGACCCUGAAGCGUGUCACUCUGGAGCUUGGUGGAAAUGACGCCUCCAUUGUGAUGCCUGAUGUCGACAUCGACACUGUUGCUGCAAAGGUCGCCUUCCUUGCCUUCGCCCACACAGGUCAAGUCUGCAUGAGCAUUAAGCGAAUCUACGUGCACGAGAGCAUCUACGACAAGUUCCUCGCCGCCCUGGUGUCUGUGGUCAAGCAAUUGCCCAUUGGCGACUACACCGACGCCCAAGCCGUCCUCGGCCCUGUCCAGAACAGCAUGCAAUUCGGCAAGCUUCAAGAGCUGUACGCGCAGAUUGACAAGGAGGGCUGGAAGGCUGUUCUUGGCGGCGCGCCGGAGAAGAAGGAGAAGGGUUUCUUCAUGCCCCCGACCAUCAUCGACAACCCCCCAGAGGACUCCCGCAUCGUUCUCGACGAGCCUUUCGGCCCCAUCGUGCCCGUCCUGAAGUGGUCCGACGAGGACGACGUGAUCCGCCGCGCCAACGGUACCAACAUGGGUCUCGGCGCCUCAGUCUGGGGUACUGACGUAGCCCAUGCCCGGCAAGUCGCCGAGCAGCUGGAGGCUGGAAGCAUUUGGGUCAACACUCAUUUCGAGGUUGCUCCCAACGUUCCCUUCGGCGGUCACAAGCACAGUGGUAUGGGCAUGGACUGGGGUGAUGUUGGUCUGCAGGGCUGGUGCAACCCCCAGGCUUACUGGGUCAAGCAUACAUAGAUUUGAGCCGAUUAGUGUUUAGUGUAACCCAUAAGUUAGCGACGCCAGUCUCCAGUCAGCACUCAUUCUUCAUUAAGUUGAAUUGAAUUCCACCGUUGGCACUAUGAUUCGUGAUUUUACGAUGCAAGAUCAACAUUCCGUCACUUAUCAUUCCAGAGUUCUUAAAUGAAUGUUAGAAUAUGCUUUUACACUCAUUCGUGGUCAUUACAAUAGACAACCUAC